GCAGCCAGGUGUCUGAGUGGCGCAGGAUCCUUUCUGUUCUGGCUUGAACAGUUUUACUCAUGGAUUUAACAAAGGAAUCCAUCAUUUCUUUUCUGGUGGCUCAGGGGGGGAAAGUGGAGAAGUCUGAUCUGGAGGCACACUUUAAAUCCUCAGUGAACUGCGUCGAUCCGGCGCAGCAGGACCGGAACAGAGAAACAUUCAAGACUUUGGUGAACAGUGUCGCCUACGUCAAAGCGAUCGACGGGACCCGGUUCGUUAUUCUCAGAAAAAAGUGCCUGCAUUUUCUCGGUGGGAGCCAAACGACUGAAAAUGGUAAUGAUGAUAGAAACACGGAUGAGUCAGGCGAGCAGGCUCCAGAUGUGCAAGAUGAAAAGACUGAGCAGUCAGAAGGUUUGGCUGCUUCUGGGGGAAAUCCUCCAUCUUUAUCUCCCAUCGAGCUGGCUCUGCAGAGGAGCAAAUGUGAGGACGUCAAGGUCAGAAGGAAGCUGAAUGUUGAUGUCAACAGGAAGGAGAACGAUGAAGUCAAGGCCCAGAGCAAACCUUAUGGACUUCCUCUGAGAAUACCUGUUUCUAGCAGGGUGGAGAUCCAAAAACUGAGGGUGAACCCAGAAGACCCUCCCUACAGUCAAAAAGCAGACACCUCCAAGACUAAGAGGAAGCCGUCCUCAGUGGACAGUUGUUCUCCCCAGCUGAGGAGGGCAGCGAGGGGCUGCAAGGUGACAGAGGAACCCAAAGACUCCAGGAUUUCCUCCAUGUUCCCCCUGGAGCAGCUGGAACAUGAGUGGCUGGUGAAGUGUGCUGCGGGCCAGUGGACCCACGUUCACGGCCUGCUGCUCAGCGACUGCCAUCUUGCCCAGAAGAAGGACUUCACCUCGGGGUUCACCGUGCUGCACUGGGUCGCCAAGUGUGGGAACAGUAAAAUGCUCUCUGUGGUCAUGGACAUGGUCCGGGAAAGAAAGGUCAACAUCGACAUCAACGCAAAAUCCCACGGGGGUUACACUCCUCUACACAUAGCUGCUCUGCACGACCAGGAGUACAUCAUGGCCAUGCUGGUGGGCGAGUUCGGGGCCAACGUCAGGAUCAGGGACAACUGUGGCAACAGGCCCUGCCACUACCUGCACAAGGGCAUUUCUAAAACUGUCAAGGAGAUGUUGACAGAGCCCAAAGCGCCGACCCAAUCUCAGGCGACAGACCCUCUGUCCCAGAGGGAGGAGCAGGACGUGCUGCCAGACCUCUCCAGGGGUCUGCACUCCUUUAGCCGUCUCUUCCAGCCGACGGUGAUCAGCAACAAAAAGAAACCCGCUCAGAGGUCCGGACUUUACUCUCUGAGUGAGGACAGCGAGGAGCAAGAAGCCUCUGGCUUCAGACACAGAGUGAUGUCUAACGCUUCUGUCUGCUGAUGAAUGAUGGAAACAUCACUUUAUUUAAAUUUUCAGUAGCCUGCUGCUGCUAAAACAACCAAACAUAUUGACAAUUACAGCUGUAAUAAAGACGACUGAAUAAGAAACCUUUAAGGCGGUGUUUACAGACUCUUUACAUUAUUUUUAUGGAUAUAUUAAUUUGUUUUCAAUCAUUUCAGUUCCAGAAAGAAUUGCUGGCGACUGGAAUCUAUUUUCAUGAGAAACAUUUCUGAAUCAAGACUUGACAUGUUUUGCCUCUUUAGUCAGAGAUGAACAAAAAGGAGCGACUGCAAAAGGAGAGAAUCAAAAUGUGUGACUCCAACUCUUUAUCAGCAAGAAAAUUCAUUCAUAAAUCAAAAUGUCAGUGAAAUGCAUGAAAAUAUUCACUCCUUCUGUAACAAAAUACGUAAUUAUAAUGUUUUUAUAUAUUCUAAGUCACUGAGUUGAAAUGUUUUGAUGUAAGUAAAGUAAAUCAAA
This is a messenger RNA of Poeciliopsis prolifica (blackstripe livebearer), 1877 nucleotides long. Its product is annotated as ankyrin repeat domain-containing protein SOWAHA-like. The record is from RefSeq and is a predicted model, not a curated record. Bases 60 to 1400 code for a protein of 446 amino acids. Gene Ontology annotation, molecular function: protein binding. Lineage: Eukaryota; Metazoa; Chordata; Actinopteri; Cyprinodontiformes; Poeciliidae. The transcript has a single exon.